GAGAGAGAGAGAGAGAGAGAGAGAGAGAGAGAGAGAGAGAGAGAGAGAGAGAGAGAGAGAGAGAGAGAGAGGAUAAUUGAGUUUCUGGCUGCCCUGUGGGAACAUGGGAUAUAUGACCUCAUCAUUCACCUGUGAGGCUCUCCAGUGAACAACUCCACAUAGAAGGAUGACGGAAGCCGCCGUGGAAAGUGCAGAUGUCCUCCUAAAACCCUGUGAUGUGACUUCAUGUGAAGAUGUCGUCGGCUGCCCCUCCCCUUCGGCGUGUCUGCCCCCCUGCAAUCAGAAGGAGGAUGAGGAGUGUCACCACGAGAGUAAGAAGUCGGAGCAGCAAACACACUGUUACCAGGUGCAACCAAAGAAAAAAGUUAAGGCUAAAGGAAAGUUAGUGCGCAGUAUGGCCAUCUGUGAGGAGUCCUCACCAUUCGAAGAAAUCCAGGCAUCUCCAGACACCAACAUCUCAUCUAGCUGCCAUGACAAUGAGGGAACAUCCUGUAAGGAGGAAGAGCAGGAGAGGAGCACGGAUCCAAAGAAACAAUCACUGUCCAAAGAGUCCAGCGGCGAGUACACCGACUCCACCGGCAUAGACCUGCGCCAGUUUAUCGUUGACACCCUCAACGGGAACCCAAGAGACCGUAUGAUGCUGCUCAAACUGGAGCAGGACAUGAUUGACUUCAUCACCAGCAAUAGCUCCUUCAAGAAGUUCCCUCACAUGUCGUCCUACCACCGAAUGCUGGUCCACCGGGUGGCAGCCUACUUUGGCAUGGAGCACAAUGUAGACCAUACAGGCAAGUCUGUCAUCAUCAACAGGACCAGCAGCACACGCAUACUGGAGCAGCGUUUCUUUGAUGAGGUGCAUAAGGACAAGGCAGAUGAAAUCCACUGUUGGAAAAUGAUUUUGAAGAGAGACAGCAGCUCAGAUGACCAGACCCGAAUCCACCCCUUACGGGAGAAGCAGACCAAGUCAGUGGAGGAGAGAGAGGAGGAGUACCAAAGGGCACGAGACCGAAUCUUUAACCAAGAGCCUCUCUGCACCCAGGAGAGCGCCCAUGCAGAAAGCAGGGCUGUGGAGGAGUACAAUCCAUACGCCGAAACCCAGAGGAGAAGACAGCUCUUCAGGAGGAGCCGUGACAGCUCAGGCUCCAGUUGGACAGGCAGCAGCAGGCAGAGCAGCACUGAGACCGACUGUCGCUAUAGCAACGACCCCCAGCCUUGGAGCAGCGUCGACUCUGAUUCGUCCUACCAGUGGACAGGUCCCGCCCCCAAACCCCAUCAACCUGCCAACCACAGCUGGGAGGGACGAGGUUCAGGCUCCAUCACUCUGUUCAGGCUGCCAUCUUCUUGUCCCCACCCCUCCUCUCCGCCCAUCAUAGAAGAGCCGGCUAACAACUCUGCCUACAUGGUGAACGGGAUCCCACCAGGAAGCAUAUUGGUGAACCCACAUACAGGGCAGCCUUUCCUGAACCCCGAUGGAUCCCCUGUUGUGUACAACCCCCCAGACAGUCAGCAGCCAAUCAGGAGCCAGUCUCAGCUGCAAGGCUCGCCCGCUCAGCAGCAACAGCAGCAGGUGGUUCAGUACUCGUCUGUCUCUUACACGGCGCCACAGAUGUUGCCUGUCACUCCCUCACAGCCAUACCCAACAAUGGAAGACCUAUCCUCGCAGUUUGCUCACGUGGCAGUGAGCUGUCCAUCGGCGGGUGAAGCACCACCUCUCUACCCUCCCAGUCAGAGUUACAUCUAUGCAGCUCCUCCUCCCCCUCCCAACCCACCCAGCUACUGCCAGCCCUCACCUCAGGUGCCUGUCUAUUACUACAGCCAGUACCCUACCUCAGCACAGCAAGGAUGCAGGCCUGUCUCCCCCAGCCAGCACGUCCACAGCCAAGUAGCACAACCACCAGCCGGUUACGCCCCUCCUGGGGGGGUGCAGCAAUCUUCCCACACUCAGGCCAAGGCUGUGCUGGGCACCUAUUCACCAAUGGCCUCUCAUCAAUGUAGCGUGGUUCAGGGAGGUGUUUCAGUCGCCUACCCCCAGAGUAAAGUUGUGACUGGGGUAGGCGGCGAGGUGGGCUACUGCUGCGUGGUGCCACCGCCCUCCCACCACGGCAGUUGCCAUCCUCCCAGCUGCACCAACCUCACUGCUCCAGCCUGGAGCGCACCGUACUGAUGACGCCUCGACGGAUGGAGUGUUGAUUCUUUGGUUCCUGCGUGAACUCACCGCACAUACUUAACGCAAACACCUUCUUUUUUCACUUGCCCUCCCCCUCCUCCCUCCCUCCCUUCCUUCCCACCUACACCCUUCUUCCUGACUAUGCCCACAGGGCACACUGUUCUCACACACACACACACACACACACACAAGCAUGUACACACACAACAUACACCCACUCACAGACAUAAAUGUACCACUGUACCAAAGCUUAAUAGUAUAUAUAUCAGAGCUGCUGUAUUGAAUGCUUUAUUUAUAUACAUCAAUGGAGUUUUAUAAUUAUAUUAAAUUAUAUACUGUGUUUUAAGGAAAUGCACUGUGUGAAGAGAUUAAAGUUCUAGUGGCUGGAUUGA
This is a messenger RNA of Scophthalmus maximus (turbot), 2556 nucleotides long. It is a transcript of the gene arpp21, whose product is annotated as cAMP-regulated phosphoprotein, 21. The record is from RefSeq and is a predicted model, not a curated record. The coding region runs from base 167 to 2161 and encodes 664 amino acids. Lineage: Eukaryota; Metazoa; Chordata; Actinopteri; Pleuronectiformes; Scophthalmidae. The transcript is spliced from 19 exons. Gene Ontology annotation, molecular function: nucleic acid binding. Gene Ontology annotation, cellular component: cytoplasm.